CUUGAUUUUUUUCCUUGAAAACUUUUUGCUUCUCAUCCAAGAAGCAUCUUUAGUUUGUAUAGACAUAUAGAUAAGCACCCUUUUGACUAUAAUUUACAAGCCAGCUAUGGGUUCACAUGUGAAACUUGCCAUGCAACUUAUACUUCACUUGCUUGGUAUUUCCCUUGUCCUGAUUCUUACAUUCUAUAGUUAUAUCAUUUAUGAAAAAAAAAAGCCAAGACUGAUAAUGCUUCUUGGCAAUUCUCCAGAAUUUCUGAAAAAAAAGUAAUGGAUGGAGAUUUGGCUAGGCCAUCAGCCAAGUUCCUUUAAUAUCUCAAGAGGGAGUGCACCUGGUUGUGGAGAUUUCCUUUUAUUCAAGUGACGUGCAUCCCUGCGAAUCAAGUCAGGGUUAAGGAGUCAUUGGUAGAUCCCUGGAGCGAUGCCUGGGCCUCAAGAGAGGGCAGGGAACAUGUGCCAGUGCCUCUUCAUUAUACAUGGACAAACGAGAUACAACAAAGAGAAGAUAAUGCAAGGUCAGGGUGUGGACGAGCCUCUCUCCGAGACUGGGUUCAAGCAAGCCAAUGCAGCUGGGAUGUAUCUCCGUCAUAUCAGGUUUACUCACGUCUUCACCAGUGACCUGAUUCGGGCAAAGCAGACCACGGCUUCAAUUCUUACACAUAGCCAGCACUGCAAAGAGAUGCCUGUAAAAUGUGAUGCCCGCCUUCGAGAACGGAAAUACGGAGUGGCGGAAGGGAGGCCUCUCAGUGAUCUUAAGGCCAUGGCCAAGGAAGCUGGGGAGCCAUAUCUCUCUUUUACCCCUCCUGGAGGAGAAACCCUGGAUGAAGUGAAAGCCCGCGUCAAGGAUUUCUUCGAAUACCUUUGCAGUCUUGUUGCCCAGGAGGCAUGUCUAGAAAAACAAGUUUCCCCGGGGACAGAAGAAAAUACAGAAACAGCAGAAGGAAGUUCUGCCACUUCGUUGCCAAACCACCACGAUGGACCGGAAUUAGAAUCUAAUUCCGAAGAAGCUGCAUCUGGAGGACUGGUAGCCAACAUCCUAGUUGUGAGUCAUGGGGCGUACAUGAGAAACUGGAUUGGCUAUUUCAUUUCAGACCUGCAGUGUAGUUUGCCAGCCACGUUGACAAAGGCUGAAUUGUCCUCGGUUACUCCCAAUACCGGGAUUAGCCGCUUCAUUGUAAAACUGGAAAUGAGGGAGAGCCUCCUUCCGCCUCAAAUCCGCUGCCUUUUUCUCAAUAGAAGCGAUCACUUACGUGACAUGAGUGACAGCUGAACGCACGUGGCUGUACGGCGUUUAACCCAGAAGGAAAUUAUUUAUGCCCCGCGUGGAAUCGCCAUAUUACCUUUUUUUUCAAUUAUGUUUGAAAACCUAGCAUGUUGGAAAGAAUUUUCCACUAAGGAAUUUAAACUUUC
Pantherophis guttatus is the source of this 1407-nucleotide messenger RNA. It is a transcript of the gene TIGAR, whose product is annotated as TP53 induced glycolysis regulatory phosphatase. The record is from RefSeq and is a predicted model, not a curated record. Lineage: Eukaryota; Metazoa; Chordata; Lepidosauria; Squamata; Colubridae. Gene Ontology annotation, biological process: negative regulation of glycolytic process; regulation of pentose-phosphate shunt. Gene Ontology annotation, molecular function: fructose-2,6-bisphosphate 2-phosphatase activity. Gene Ontology annotation, cellular component: cytosol.